AUGGAAUCAACCACAGAAAACCCUCCUCGGCCCGACAUCAGUGACGUCGCUGAUUCCCCGACCAAUACCAACGUUGACAUCUCUGACCACAAUGAUCUCCUAUCUCAGCUUCAAUCUCUCCAGCAGUCUUUUGACACCAUUCAAAGCAAAUCCUCAUUGAUGGAGGAAAAUCUACUCCUCCUACAACAAGAAAGGGACGAUGCGCUCAACAACAACUCCCAGCUCAAUUUAGUCAUCCAAGAGGUUUCAAACGAAAGAGACUCUCUUCGUGACCAAGUUAACCAACUUAUGGCCUCUUUCCAGGAAAAGGAAGAUGGGUUUGUGAAAAGGAUCGAUGAGGCAUAUUUGACAGUGGAAAAACUUGACAAAGAAGUGGAAUUCGUCACAGAGAGGAAUGAUAAGUUGGAACUUGAGAUAAAAGAGACUAGGGAGAAAAAUGGGUUGUUGUUAAAGAUCACUAUGGAUUCAGUAAAGCCUGUGAAGGAUUCUUUGGUGAAAGUAAAAGAGUGUCUGGACGAUGAGAAGGUGGUCGAGAGAGUUGAUGAUGAAGACGAGAGAGAAGAGUUGGAACUAGAUGAUGAAUUGAGGGCUGUUGGGGAGGAAUGCAAGGCAAUUACAAGGCUGGCAAGCGAGGCAGAAUCAAAAGCAAAUGAGUUGAAAGAGAUGAAGAAGAAGGAGAUAAGGGAAUUGGAGAACAGUGUGGUGAGUUUGACAGAGGAGAAUCGCGAUAUCAACAGCUUGUUAAGGGUUGCUUUGGUGGAGAAGGAGGCAGUGGAGAGGAGUUUGAAUAAGCUGAAAGGGAACAAUGAGCAGAAGAGAGUGCCUUUAUUGCAGAGAGUAGGAUUUGGGUUCAUAAUGGGAAGUGGGAGUACUGAACAAUCCAUGGAGAGUUCAGGAGCUGCUAGUAAUACCACCAAUGCUUCUGCUUCUGCUUCUGCAAGUACUAAAUCAGACACUAGUGAAUGUGAAGAGGAGGGUGUCAGUUUGGCCUCAACUGUGGAGCGAAUCAUGAAGAAGUUGAGGCUCGAAAACAGUCAACUGAGGAGAUCUCUGGAAGAAUCUAGGUCAGACACUGAGCGAUUACAAAGUCUUACGCAAAAACAAGCUCAAGAAAUUGCAGAAAACAUACUAUACAUAAAAGAGUUGGAAGAUAGAGAGAGGGUGCUAACUCAAAAUGUUGAGGAACUUCUGGCAGAAAUAAAAGAAACUGAGGCAGAAGUUACGAGAUGGAGAGAAGCUUGCGAGUUGGAAGUGCAAGCUGCGAAAAAAGCAAUCGACGAAAGCGAGAAAUUGGUCGUUAUCUUGAAGCAAGAACUGGAGAAAGCAAAGUCUAAUUUAGAGAUAUCGAAUGGCAAGUUAAAGCUGAAGGAUGAACUAGCAGCUGCUGCAAUGGCUGCCCAGGCAGCAGCAGAGAGGUCUCUGCAGCUAGCUGAUAGCAGGGCUGCAGGACUUUGUCAGCGAAUUGAGGAGCUAACAAGACAAGUAGAAGAAGCAGAGAGCAAAGAGCGGAAACGCCAUAAAGUUAGGCAUAUAUGUUGGCCAUGGCGAGCCAUCAAAGCGAGUGCCGGUAAUAAUGCAAGUAAUAGAGUUCAGAACGUUAGACGAAUGCUGCCAGAAAUGCAAGCCUUGCUUCAUUACAAUGUCUAA
Messenger RNA from Dovyalis caffra, 1647 nucleotides. NCBI's taxonomy places the organism in Eukaryota, Viridiplantae, Streptophyta, Magnoliopsida, Malpighiales, Salicaceae. The record is from the annotation of a GenBank genome assembly.